Messenger RNA from Saccostrea echinata, 1314 nucleotides. RefSeq lists its product as uncharacterized. The transcript is spliced from 2 exons. Lineage: Eukaryota; Metazoa; Mollusca; Bivalvia; Ostreida; Ostreidae. The record is from RefSeq and is a predicted model, not a curated record. Bases 188 to 1159 code for a protein of 323 amino acids. Gene Ontology annotation, molecular function: protein binding.
CACUACACAAAGUCUGGCAUUUCCUAAGCUACCAAUUCUUUUCUGGCUGGGGCGCAGUGAAACUACACAUCUUUUGGAAAAACUCAUUUCAGUUAUCGAAAACCGAAAAAAUGAAGACAUCAAUGUCGUGGAUCAUAUUUAUUAUUCUUUAUAUGGAGAAUGCACAAAAAGAGAAAACCCCAACUCUAUGGUUCGCAUGACGGAUGGUAAACCUAUUAAAGAUUGGGUUUUGUCCUUCAAGGACAACACAGAAAACACGAUUCUCCAUAUUGUAGUACAGUCUGCAAGAGAGGACGAUUUCGCUACCAACAUUGUUAACAAAUUAAUAAAUGAUGAGGCAGAUAUAAAUGCUUCUAACAGAAACAGGAAGACUCCAUUGAUGCUUGCUGUUACCUGGCCCAUCAGUCGACAACAUGUCAUCACAGAAUUGGUCAAGAACAACUGUGAGAUUGAAAGUAAAGACCGUAAUGAAAAUUCUGUCUUUCAUUGCUGUGUCGAUGCAGACACUGAUGACUUCACCUGUUCAAAUAUUAUAGGUAUUGUUUUAAGUACCAAGAAAAGAGUGGAUUUAUCUAUGGGCAACACACGUGGGUUAACUGCUUUAAAUUUAGCUUGUGAAAACACCAAAAACAGUAGAAUUUUAAGCAUAUGUAAAUUACUUGAGUAUGGUUAUUCUGCCGAGCAAGACGGAAAAAAAUAUAGAGAAAUGGCGCUGGUAGAUAAAUUAGACAAUGAAGGGAAGAAUCCCAUUUUCAACGCCAUUUCCUGUUUAACAGGUGAAGAUGAAUUAAUGGAAAUGGAGCGGCUACUUCGAGUUUGCAUAUUAUUACUAUAUGGCGCUGAUCCAUACCUAAAAAGUGAUGACGCCGAUAGAUCUGCUUUUGACUUUUGCAAGGAAAAAUGCUACGGAGACUUGGAAGCGAUCAUGACAUCAAUACCAAAUUUCAGUAAAAAUGAUACAGACAAAUUGACCGAAUCUCGUAUGCUCGAAGCUAUAAACAGGGGCAUAAAGCGACUCUCAAAAACCCAUACUACUGGUGACCAACUGGAAAUCACCAUGAAUUUCCCCAAAAAGAUAUCGGAUGAAAUGAAGAAAGGUUUAGCUAGUGCUGUUCAGUACCUGGCAAAGAAACCAUUCAUUAGUAGCUCAGAAAACUAAACUUUCAACAAUAGAGAAAGCAUAGUUUUUUAGUUAUUGAUGUAGAUAAGUUGGAGAAAUGAAAUCAACCCUGUCCUGUGCCAACAAACCACUGGCAGUCUCACAGUUUUUACCGAUGAGAGAAAUAUCUACUCUGACAUUGCAAAUACAAUAAU